AUGAAUCCGUUAAAUGUUAUUUUUAUCUUUCAGAAUUUCAUCCCUAUAAGGUUGAAACUAGCCAUCGAUCAAUGUUUGUUGAAAUACCUGGUGCUUUCAGGCCAUCGGGAAGCUUCAACGACCGGAGGAUCGAAGCACGUGUGCAACUUCUGUGGAUACUCAACCGUCUACAAGCACGUCCUUACGCAUCACAUCAGGACGCACACAGGGGAGAAGCCAUUCAAAUGCGACUUCUGUGAUUAUCGUGCCACGCAGCGAUCUAAUCUGCGGAAACAUAUGGAUCGGCACUUAAUGCCCGUCGUACAACAAUACGCAGCAAUCGCCAAUCAGGCCGCGCACGCCUUCCACUCUUCGCUACAGCCGGAAAACGAACAUAGAAAGCACGAAUCUGAUCAGUCAGUCAAGGCCCCGACGCGGCAGCUCGAUGAGCUGUCUUUGACGAGGCAGGCAUCUGCGGAGGCCAUCGAAGACGACGCGGCUGACAAAAAUGUUCUCGAAAGCCGGCAGGAAGCGCACGAUCUUGAGCUGAUGACCCAGCCUCCCAUAGAAAUCGUCACUCUCUCUUCGACAGUGGAACCCGUUGUUAGCCCAAGAAGUUCUGUGAGCGAAGUUUUUUCGGCGUCACAAGGAGGCCCUGUUGACCCUGCUAGGCCACAGGUUACCCAUAUGCGAUGGAUUCGUGAUUUGCCUUUAAACGUACACACGUCCCAGUCUACCAGCAGCAUAGACGAGAUGCUGUUGAUACUGGAAGUUCAAUGUGUCCGCUAUACGGAGUUACGCGAUGGGAAUACAAAGGCCUUCCGUUGCGAGGCGGAAGCAGUUGUAGAGCUGCUGAACUCCGGUCUUUGGGUGGCAGGUAAUGAGAGCCCGGUGGCGGCGGCAGCGGCGGCAGCCGGGAGCGGCAAGAUCGUGACUCCACCAGCUUCAACGCUCGAAUACUCGCAGCUUGUCGAGGACGGCAAUGGUCGACGUUAUUGGAAAUGCAGCUGCUGCGAUUUCACGACAAACUACAAGUUCUCGAUGAAAAGGCAUGAAAACGCGCAUCUCGGCGUACGACCGUAUCGGUGUCCAUAUUGCGCCUUCGCUUCCGUCGAGAAGACCAACGUCCCCCUGCACAUUCGUACAAAACAUCGCGAUCUGCCCGUCACCGUCUUAACGGUCAACAAUACGUCGGCCAAUUUAGCUAGCAGUGCAAACAGCAGCAGCAGUAGUAGCAGCGGUAGCACAAACAGCGCGGGCACUACUACUACAAGCAAUUCCAUUAACCAAUGUAAGGGUCGCUAUUGGUUGCGCUAUGCUGUGCACUGUGUAUUGUUGUCUUUUGCACACGUCGUGUGCUCGGAUGUGUUUGCAGACGAACGCGAGCCGGCGACCAUUGCCCCUGUGACAGCGGCUACCGUCACGGUAAGUCACCGUCCACACCGGGGAUCUAGUGGCGCAGACGAGUCGACGCAUUUGGAGUCGAGGAACCCCCCGCCGAUCAAGGUGAUAGUGAAGAAAGCCAACAUCAAGGUGACUCCAACAAAAAUGCAGAGUACGACUCCAACUACGACCUCAAUCACAACAGGCAGCUCUCGUUUAAUCAGCCGACUCAGUCAAAAGCUACAUCAGACAUCAUCGGUAUCGCAUGGCAAUAAUGUUCAUUAUGGCAGCAAAGUAAAUCGGGACUUGGCGCAACGAGCUAAAGAGCUUGCCGCUUCUGGAAAUUACGAUGAGCUGAUCUCGUCCCGCUAUCGAAAGGACGCCGGCAAAAUGCGACACCAAUGCAAGAUCUGUGGUUACGACUCGUUCCAUAGGAACGCGAUCAUUCGUCAUAUGCGGACGCAUACUGGCGAGACACCGUUCAAGUGUGGUUACUGCACCUAUAGUUCGUCGCAAAAGGCCAACUUGAUGCGACAUCUGAAACAACACGCAGGUGGCCGUCAGGUCAGCCCAAAAGACGUUGUUCCCGUUGACGAAGGAGACGAUAUCGAUGAGGACGAAGAAUCAGAGUACUACCCUACGCAAAACCUCGUGCCGAAUGCGUGAGAAUGUAUUAUUACCUG
Molecule: messenger RNA, 2045 nt
Organism: Varroa destructor (honeybee mite)
Lineage: Eukaryota; Metazoa; Arthropoda; Arachnida; Mesostigmata; Varroidae
Biological process (GO): positive regulation of transcription by RNA polymerase II
Cellular component (GO): nucleus
Source: RefSeq, a predicted model, not a curated record